Molecule: messenger RNA, 315 nt
Organism: Fusarium coffeatum
Lineage: Eukaryota; Fungi; Ascomycota; Sordariomycetes; Hypocreales; Nectriaceae
Exons: 3
Coding region: 1-315 (104 amino acids)
Source: RefSeq, a predicted model, not a curated record
AUGAUUUCCGCAGCAUUGACGAGGCUACGGCCUGCAAUUGCGCCAAGAAGCGUGUAUAACAGAGGCUUGUUCUCGGUCAGCAGAAGGACGUAUGCGAGCAAGACUCAGCCCAGCCCAACGUCCCAAUUCUAUCGCACUUUCACACGGCCGAUCGCAAAAACGCUUCUUAUCGCUGUAUUCGUAUAUCAGCUUGCAUACUGGUCAUGGGUGAAGCUUGAGACGGACGAGAUCCGCGCCGAACGAGAUGCGACUAUCGAGACACUAGAAACGACUAUCAAGGAGUACGAUGCUGCGACAAAGGCGAAAAAGGUUUAG